Toxoplasma gondii ME49 is the source of this 2178-nucleotide messenger RNA. Its product is annotated as phosphoglycerate mutase family protein. The transcript is spliced from 8 exons. Gene Ontology annotation, cellular component: cytoplasm. Gene Ontology annotation, molecular function: phosphatase activity. The record is from RefSeq and is a predicted model, not a curated record. Lineage: Eukaryota; Apicomplexa; Conoidasida; Eucoccidiorida; Sarcocystidae. Bases 1 to 2178 code for a protein of 725 amino acids.
AUGGAACAACAGCGUACUUCGUCCGUUGGAGGGGACUCUCUACAUUCCCCGCUUUCUCCGCCGUCGCCUUGUGGAGGUGACCACGGAGAAAAAGCAAUCUAUCUGCACCUUAUCCGUCAUGCAGAGGGAACCCACAACAGAGGUGCCAAGGAGCGGAAACCUGGACAAAGUCGAACGAGCAUCUUUCGGUCGCCAGACCACUUUGAUGCGAGACUGUCUGCGAGGGGAAGGACGCAGUGCGCAGAGGCAGGUACUCAAAUGCCGGCGUCUCUCCGCAAGGCCAUGGCCGCUCGCCUCAGAGAAGACGAAUCGAGACACCACGAACGCCUCGAACAAGCAACGCCGACAGUGGACAAGACAAGUGACGCGACAGACAAGACAACAGGGAAAACACCGGAAAAGCUGGGCGAGAAAAUGGAGCAGCAGACAGCAGAGACGGCAGAAGCGGAGGGCGAGAGAGAACGUGGAGCAGUCAGGAGAAGCGGAGAGGACGAAGACAGAGAGGAGGGCAGAUGGAAAGUAAAGAUGGAGAGAACCUCUGUUGUACUGUGCACAUCGACCCUGCGGCGGGCGCUGGAGACAGGGCAUCUCGUCGUGCAGAGGGCCAUUGAGGACUUGAGGAAGAAGGCCGAACAGACGCAAGAGAGGCCAGGAGAGGUCGGAGGCUUCAAGGCAGAGGAAACGCUUGAGAGCGAAGAAGCCUCGCUCGUCCGUCAGACCAUUCCAACGUUCGCUCUCGAGGACCUGAGAGAAUGGAGUGGUGGGGGGCACAUAUGUGACGGCCGGCACAGCACUCGCGAACUCCGACAAUUCUGCGCGCCACGAUUCACGAAUCUCACCUUCGUUGUCGACAAAGACGAAGAUGCUCUUCCGCCGUCGAUGCCGCGCGAAUCGCGAGCGGAUGUCGAGCGUCGCUGCGUCUCUUUUCUCAACUUUGUCCUCUCUCUGGCAUCGCAGCCUUCCCCCUCUGCAUGCGCUUCUUCCUCUUCCUCGCCUUCUGGGUCGUCGUCAAGGCAAAGUGUCACGACCGGGAAAUGCGGGCAUUCUUCUUCUCCUCCUUCACCUCCUUCUUCUCCUUCGCCGUCUUCUUCGUCGCCUCUACAUGUCAUGUGUGUGGUGCACAGCGCUUGGACGCGGCACUUGCUGUCUGUGUUAGGUCUCUUCGAUCCCUCGACUCGAGGCCUGAGGAACUGCGAGUGGAGAAGCAUCACGACGUCGGUUGAAAAGCUUCGGUCGACUUUACAGAAGAUUGCCUGCGCUUCGUCCUCUUCGCGCCUUCCUUUCUCACCUCCUUCUGGCUUCCCGCUGUCUCUUCCCGCGUCUUCUUCCGGUGCGUCGUUGACUCUCCCGUGGGUUGAGUCUUCGCCAGAGUCGAGCGACGUUAUCGGCGAGAGACGGACGGUGGCCUCGCUCUCGGACUUUCUCGAUGCAGUUCCAGAAAAUCCUUUCUCGCUUCUCAUCUUCCCCCCGACUGCAGCGAUGAACGCGCUUUCCAAAGACGAGUGUGACGCAUGCACAGACCCCUCUGCCUCGAGCCCAGCCUGUCUGCGUCUUGCUCUGAAGCGCGCAGAGAACGCAAUUCUGGAUUGGUGUGCCAAGUACCAGUACGUCUCAGGAGUCGUAAAAAAAAGGAGAACACACGACGGUGGACAAGCCGCAGAGAGCGCAUGCGUAGAGGACGGCGAAGAGAAGCACACCGAGGCGGGAGAGUCCACCCUCGAGGAAAGACGAACCAGACUGGAGGACGUUAUCGAGCGCAUGCGACUCUUAGAUUCCGAAGAGGGGCGAAGGACAGAGGUUGUGACAGAUGCCACAAUAUGCUUACGACCUGUGAACGAAGACACGCAAAAUGACCGGUGGGAAGUGGUGGCGAAGGAGCGGGUGCACAGACAGACAUGCUUGCUCGUCGUUCUUCCGCGAGCUUUGCGGACGAAAGGAGACGCCGGAGACAACGUGGAGCAGAACGAGAAAGGCAACGCCGCGUCCGCGCCAAGCGCCGAAGAAGGUGCAGUUAAUGGCGCUUCUCCGGUGCUCGAAUCUCCGCUUCGAGAGUCGCGUGAAGAGGAAGAGAAAGCAGAAAGGGACAGGGAUGAAGAGAUCUACGAAAUCUGUUCGAAGAUCCUCCCCUCGACCUCAGGCGUCGAGGCGGUUCACCGACUUGACGUCCUCUGUCUCUGA